This is a messenger RNA of Lethenteron reissneri (Far Eastern brook lamprey), 855 nucleotides long. Its product is annotated as X-linked interleukin-1 receptor accessory protein-like 2. The record is from RefSeq and is a predicted model, not a curated record. NCBI's taxonomy places the organism in Eukaryota, Metazoa, Chordata, Hyperoartia, Petromyzontiformes, Petromyzontidae. Gene Ontology annotation, molecular function: interleukin-1 receptor activity. Gene Ontology annotation, biological process: signal transduction.
AUGGCGGACUGUGAGCCGUACGACCGAGGGCAGGUGUUGGGCAGCAACCUGCUGAUCCCUCGCGUGGGAGUGGCCGACCAGGGCAACUACUCGUGCGUGGCCGACUUCCGCCGCUUCAACCGCAGGUGGCGCGUCUCGCGCACGCGCCGCGUCCGCGUCUUCAUAGUUCCCCCCAACGAGAAACCUCCCACUGUGCUGCUCCCUUUGAAGAACACGACCGUGGAAGCCGAGAUCGGCCAGCGUCUGCAGCUGCUCUGCCUCGCCUUCUUUGGCUACGACGUGUCCCGCGUGCCGCUCCUCUACUGGCUGGUGGACGGCUAUUUCGUGGAGGACGUCUACAACGCCAGCGACGUGUGGGAACACCAAGCCAGGGUGGUGAACGAGUCGUACGGGGAGCGCUACGUGCAGCGCCUGCUGGAGUUCCGCAGCGUAACGGAGCUCCACCUGGGCCCCGAGUUCACCUGCGUCGCCCAGAACGCUUUCGGCUUCACAAACGCCUCCAUCCUCAUCGUGCGGAAGGAGCCUCCACCCAGCCACACGGCUGCUGUGGCUGGCUCCUUGCUGGGCUCCUUGGCGCUGCUUCUGCUGCUGGCCGGGCUGCUCUACGCUCGCCGCAUCGACCUCCUCCUGUUCUACCGAGACCACCACCACCACCUGCACCCCAGCAGCAGCAACGCAGCAGACGGCAAGGAGUACGACGCGUACGUGUCGUUCUGCACGGAGUGCCCCUCGCCGGGCGAGGAGGAGUUUGCCCUGAAGCUGCUGCCCCAGGUGCUGGAGGGGGAGCUGGGGUACCGCCUGUGUCUGCUGGACAGAGACAUCCUGCCCGGCGGAGGACUCCUGGGUAAGCUAUAG